Messenger RNA from Oryza sativa Japonica Group (Japanese rice), 694 nucleotides. RefSeq names its product non-specific lipid-transfer protein 2. The record is from RefSeq and is a predicted model, not a curated record. Gene Ontology annotation, biological process: lipid transport. Lineage: Eukaryota; Viridiplantae; Streptophyta; Magnoliopsida; Poales; Poaceae.
CAGCAAGCGACACUGCCACUCUCUCCCUAGGCCUAUAAAUACCACCAGUCUGGCACCAUCCACAACCCAGGUCAUCGUAGCUAGCAAUCCUAUACAAAGCAAGUAGUAGCAAUAACUGGUUCUUGAUCAUUUUUAUCUAAGUUCUUAAUUUCGAUCGCGAAGGGCCAUGGCGAAGGUGGCGUUGGCGGUGGCGGCGAUGGCGGUGCUGCUGCUGCUCGCGGCGGCGGCGGCGCCGGGGGCGGAGGCGGCGUGCGACGCGCUGCAGCUGUCGCCGUGCGCGAGCGCGAUCAUCGGGAACGCGUCGCCGUCGGCGUCGUGCUGCAGCCGGAUGAAGGAGCAGCAGCCGUGCCUGUGCCAGUACGCGCGCGACCCAAACCUGCAGCGCUACGUCAACUCCCCCAACGGCAAGAAGGUCUUGGCCGCCUGCCACGUCCCCGUCCCCUCCUGCUAAAACCAAACCAUAAUACUCCAGUUCUGCGUGCCGUUUAUACGUGUGUGAGUGCGCCUGUCGCAUGGCCCACCUGCCAUAGACGCCGUCUAUAUAUGGACGUACGUACGUGUCUCGCUUACUUGAUUUCGUGUCUGCUUCGACGAGUUCGAUCGUGCCGUGUAUUGCGUACGGUUAUCCUGCUCUGUAUUGGGUAUGUAUGUAUGUAUGAAUAAAUAAAGCCAGAAAUGCAGUUGUACGAGGUUA